GUUGCUGGGUCUGCCCGGGCUGCUGGGAACCUGCAGCUGGUGGCGGAAGCGGUCAGCCUGCAAGGCCUGGCUUUGGUCUCCGCCGGACGCGCCGUGGAGGCACAGCAAGUGUUGGGCGCUGAGCUCAACGCGAGCCGAAGUGCAGGAGAUCACCAGAGUCAGGCAAUUCUGCUGGCGGCGCAGAGCAGCGUGGCGCUUGCAGCCGGGGACGCGAAGACGGCGCAGGGCUACGCAAGCGAAGGCCGACAGAUCAUUUCAAGAAAGGGCUCGCCAUCGGAGAAGCAAAGCAGGGCGCUUCUUCUCCGACUGCAUGUGGCAGAAGCCAAUGCCCAUCUCGCCGCGGAAGCGAUGGUCCCAGCGGCUGUCUCGGCUUGGGAGGCUCUCUCCUUGGCCCGAGAAGCUCGGGACGAUGAUGGCCAGUGUGAAGCAUUGCACGUAAUGGCUCUCCUCUUCCUGUUUUUCGGCAGGAGCGCAGCCAGAAAAGCGCUGCAAGAGGCUUCGAAGGGUGACUCGCCCUUUGCAUCUCUGGAGUCCUCGAACCAAACAGCCGCGCUUCUCCGGAGGCUUGGGGACAAGGAGGGAGAGGCUGCAGCGAUGCUCUUUGGCGUUGCGGAAGCCCGGCUGGAGCAGGGAAACGGCCUCGAGGCCCAAGGGGCUGCGCGCCGUGCGCAGGAACUCUUCCGUCAGCUAAGACACCGACGGGGCCGGCUCGCGGCCCUGGACACUCUGACGCGAAGCCUGGGCCUGGACACCUUGGCCACACUUCAGGCCACCGAAGAGGAGCUGAACCUCUUCGUGUCCGAGCAGGAUAUUGCCGGGCAGGUCUCGGCGUACCAGAUCUUGGCGGAUGCGUACAUCGCCAGGAAGAUCUACGGAGAGGCGCGCAGCGCUCUGAGGAAGGCCGUUGAGUUGCUGAAAGGAACAGCAGCUGCGGAGUUGGAGGGCCAGACCUUAUUGCUCCUAUCGCAAGUCGAGGACUUCAUGGGCGGGACGGCGGCUGCGUUGAAGUCUGCUGAGAAGGCCCUGACCGCUGCGAAGUCGAGCAAGGCGGGUGCCCUCGUGACGGAAGCUCGGCGGGUCGUCAGCCGCUUGCAGACGAAGUCCGGCCACACAGAGCAGGCCCCGAACCGACGCGACGCCCUCGAGGCCCUUCGCGACUUGACGCAGGCCGCGCGCCGGCGCGAUGCGGAGGAGUUCACGGCUGCUAUGGCUCGCCUGGAAGAUCUCUCCGGCUACACCGACGAGGAUGUAAAGGCAGCUCUCAUCAUUGAGGAUGACGAGGAUCAGGUUGGCCUGAUCCAAUUCCUGAAGAAGCACCAGCAGACUUCUGGCGGAGCGCCCGUCUCCAAGAGCGGGAGCUCUGGCUCCACGGUGAUGACGGGAAUGAGCCAUGCUCUGCUCUACCUGUCCUUCCGUAUGGGAGGCUAUGGCUACAGAGUCGAAGGAGAGGAAGCCGUCCAUGGGGUUGCCUACCUCAGGCUCCUGUCCUCGCAGGAGGAGUGGGGGAGGAUCCUGGACUCCAUGCAGCACUCUCUCAAUGCGAUUGAGCUUGCCGGGGUGGAGUUUGGCAUGGCGGGGGCCGGAUAUGUCAUCGUCAUCUGGGAUUUGAAGUCUUUGCAGGAAGCUCGCCGGAAUCCGAGUCCAGAGGGAGAUGUCGGAGUUGGAGUUAUAGAAAUGACCCUCCUAGGGCCAGGAGCUGCCGAGAGUCGAAGCAGUCGUUCCGAGUUCUCCUCCAAGCGAGAGAUUUUGGUUUACGAGAGUGCCAUGGCUUGGGGCUUCCUCCUCCUAUCGCUGCUGGUGCUGGCGAGGUCCUGGGAUCUCAAGGGGCCCUGUGACAUCUACGCCGAAGGCAAGACACCCUGCGUCGCCGCACACUCCCUGACCCGUGCACUGUACGGAUCCUACUCUGGAGCCUUGUAUCAGGUGAAGCGCUCUUCGGACGGUGCUACUCAGGAUAUUUCUGUGCUUCCCGGCGCGGGUGUAGCCGACUCUUCUCUCCAAGACUCCUUUUGUGAGAAAGACUCCUGCACUGUGUUCCGAAUCUACGACCAGUCACCGAGUAAGAACCACUUGGACCUUGCACCUGCCGGCGGCGCGGUGAAAACUCCCGACAAGGGCGUUGAUGCAGCUGCAAAUCGCAUCUUUGUCUUGGACCAGUCCACCAAGAGGCUGCGCGCCGUCUACGGCGCCAAGUUCGAGGGUGGCAUGGGGUACAGGAAUGACAACACCAGCAACAUAGCAGUUGGUGACGAGCCAGAAUCGAUGUACAUGAUCGUGGCAGGGAAGCACUACAAUGGCAGGUGCUGCUUCGACUACGGCAAUGCCGAGGUGGACAAUCUUGACCAUGGUCCCGGCACUAUGGAAGCCAUCUACUUUGGCUCGAACACUGAGGGCAGUCAUGGGGCAGAGGAUGGGCCGUGGGUCAUGGCUGACUUGGAGGACGGACUGUGGGCCGGGAGCACUGGGGGCGAGAGCCCGGCCAACACGCCCAUUCGCAGCGACUUUGUGACGGCGAUGGUAAAGGGAGGCACGAAGAACCGCUUUGCUCUCAAGCAUGCAGAUGCCACGGCAAAAGGUGGAAGCAGCCCUGCUGAGAAGAUGCUCAAGACUCUCUAUGAUGGCACACGUCCGCCAAAGUACGAGGUCAUGAAGAAGCAGGGCGCAAUCAUUCUAGGUAUUGGGGGAGAUAAUAGCAACUGGGCCGUGGGGACUUUCUAUGAGGGCAUCAUGACAAAAGGGUUUGCUAGUGACAGAACGGAUGAUCUGGUGCAGAUAAACAUCCUGAACACGGGCUACAGCAUGACAGCCAGCAUGGAUGGAGUCACGGAAGACUUGGGGCCUCAGACCGAUGAGGCCUUCCAUCGUGGCAUAGGCCACGCUCCCUGGAAGCACCAGCGGGAGGCUGUUUCUUGCCUGCUGCACGAUCUUCAGCGGCAGCACGCUUUCCAGAACAACCUCCUGGUGCAGCAUGCCACAGGCGGCGGCAAGUCUGCGACGAUGGCAUGGUUGGUCCACUGCCUAAGUGGUCUCCAGGACAGCGAGGGCCGUGGCUUCAGUCUAGUGCUGCUGCUUACCGAUCGGCUUCAGCUUGACCGUCAGUUGGGAGAUACAGUGGAGCAGUUUCUACUCCGGAACGGGUGCCAUGCGGAGAGCAUCCGGCGUGCAGAUGACAGCCGCAACAGCCUUGCCAAAGCGCUUGUGGCAUCCUUGCACCCCGGACGGCGGAAGUGCUUCACGGUCGUAACAACCAAGCAAAAGCUGGAACGACUUCGCACGCAACGCGGCCGACCGAUGACAGGCUUGCUCGAAGGAGUCCUUCGACGUGGCCGUGUGGCCGUCGUCUGCGAGGAAUGCCACCGUGCGCACUUCCGGGACGGCGCCACCUUUGCCACCGUCUCGAGGCUCUUUGGAUCGGAAGGCUCGGGCUCGAGCCAGCCCCCAGGGCUUACGUACAUCGGCUUCACUGGGACUCCAGGACGGAGUGCGCUGCGCUUGUUCGGCCGGCUUGAUCCAGAGGCCCGAAAUGGUCGAGAAAGCCUUGCGUGGCAGCCGGCGCACUGCUACCAUCUGGGAGAAGCCGAGAAGGACGGAGUAGUGCUGGACAUCUUAGCGAACUACGAAAACGUGGACCUGGAAGCGUCUGAUGUCCAGAGAAAGGCACAGUUUAUUCUCGAGGAUCUGGACUCCGUGGUCCGGAGCUAUAAGGAUCCCUCCUUUGCGGCUGUCAUGAAAACCAUGGUGGUCUGUCAGUCCCGUGCAGAUGUUGUCGCGUAUACGUCGGCGUUGCGUGGUCUCUUGGACUCUGGUCGCUGGGUUUUCCCAGGCAGCUACAAGAAGUGCCUGGCCAGCCCCAUUCACAUGGUCCAGGUCUUGUCAAGGUUGAACCGCCGCUGCCAUGGCAAAUCCCGCAUCUUCGUGCGCGAUUUCCGUGGUUGCGUGGCACUGAAAGUAGCAAGGCCAAGCCGAAGCCGCAGCGCUGAACGUCUCAGCGUUCCGGCGCCGCGUGUCCUUGCGUGCGUCGACCAGCCAGGUUCAAAUGUCCCCAAGAAGCUGGGUCGCGUUGAGCCUCCCCGUAGCUUUGCCCUUAAAAUAGCUGAACAUCUUGCAGACGAGCUGAAGUGCCCAGCCGUGAGGGUUGACGACCGGCCGGACGAGGCCGAGACAGAGGACUCGAAGUCAGAUAACAUCUCCGGCGCCUCAUCACCUUGGGCCUUCGUGCUGGGAGGAGUUGGCAUUCUGUCGCACAUCGCCGCCUUCCUUGGUGGACGCUGGCUGCAAAGGCCGGUUGUGAGUCCGGCUUCUCCGAUCCAUGGCCGGCGCCGGGGAGGCUCUCCUGGUCACUAUUGGAUUGUCACCCCUGACGCCGACAUCUACGAAGAGGACCUCCGAGGACAAGCGGAAGAUGGCCCGCGGCGAGUUCGAUUGGUCCCUUUUGGGGUCAGGACGCUGGCUAAUCUCAGGACGGCGGUUUACCGGUUCCGAGACGAAUGGACUGGCGAGCAGAUGAAGAAGCUCAUCAAGGAGGCCAUUGCCAUGCACGUCGCCGCCUACGGCAAGGAUCCUGGCGCUGACGAGUCCGAGGUCGAGCUGGAGGACGGCAACUUACAGAGCUUCGGCGCCUUCAUCGGAGCCCGCCAGUCACGGCGGCUGACGGGUAAAGGGCCCUUACAACGGGGUUACGGCGAAGGAUGGAGGCCUCCCACUACUCGGCCUGGAGCCUGGCGAGUUGCAGAUCCUAGAGGGCAUCUGGCUUUGGGGAUGCGCUUGGAGCCUGGUGCCACCAAGGAUGUUCGCCUCGGCGAUGGUGAAGGUGUUCUGUGGAAGGACCCCUUCUGGAUCCGUGUGGAGUGGGUCGAAGAAGAUUCUCUCCCAGCGUGGAAAGCGUCCCGGGUCAAUGAGCUUCGGGCCGGGUGCCCUGUCAACGAGGGGAGCGACUUGGCCUUGGACCUGGGCGUCUCCGAUCCUCCAGGCCCGAACGCCUCUUUGCCUAAGGCGGAGAAUGACUCGGGAGAGACCAAGGGGCCUGGGGACGGAGAGGAUGUCAGGACCUUGUGGGUUUUGUAUGAUGAGCAAAAUGAGCGCUACAGGCCUUGGAGACAAGUGGUGCAGGACAGCAGCACCCACUCCUUCAGGGACUGGCCACAUCAAGGACCCCAGACAGCCCUUCACACCUUGAAGCACUUCCUGCGCCACGGAGGAGAGCCGAAAGCCUGGUUGGAGCUUUUCUUAAGGAGACACUCUAUCUCUCAUACUGAUCGAGUUGCACACGAGCUCCGAACACUCAUCGACAUCGUCUGGUAUGGAGGAACAUAUGAUCAGCUCAACCUGGCCUCCCUUGCCUCCUUUGAAUCCGCCAUGAGACGCAUCCAGACCAUUGUGGAGGCGUUCGCGAGCAGCUCAGGUGGCACUCCGCAGUGGGAACAUGCUCGCCUCUACACUGGCCAUGUCACUGCAGAUGACCUCGUUAGCCCGGAUCUUCGGGCCUGGGCAGCUAAGAAAGGAAAGGAGGAGGUUGAGCUCCACCAGGCCCGGACCAAGCUUAAAGAGGCGAGGCGGCUUGUUGGCGGUCAGGGCAACACCGAGGACAACGGCGAGGACACCCCAGCUGGAUCGAACCUCCCAGGUCGGGGACGUGGUCGGGGCCGCUCCGCCAAAGGGGUGGAGGCAGCCCUCGAGGAGCUGCUCCACGGAUCCAGUGAAUACGCCGGAUCUGUAACCACUUUGGCGGCCUACAACCGCGAGCGCAUCUCCAUGCCGGAAUCCCUGGACGGCUCGCCCGACGUGGUGGACCUCCUGCCGGCUGAUGCCCGUCGCUUUUUGGAGGCCCCUGAGCGAAUGGUGAAACAGGGUCCCGAGGUUGAGUGCGAGGUCACCCCCUAUUGGGACCCCGUGCUCCGUAGGAGCCCAAACAAGUAUAGACAGUUCAUCCAAUACCUUGACAAGAUCGGUUACCUAGACUUCACGCUGACGCCCCAAGAACGAGCAGGAGUUUUCUUCGUGCAUAAGAGUGACAGGCAACGCAUCCGUUUGAUCAUUGACGGACGAAGAGCAAAUGCCCGACUGAAAGACCCUCCAGGAGUCAGUUUGGCCACGGCCGAGACCUUCGCCCGAGCCGAGCUCGAGCACGACAAUGAUGAGGCAACCUCGAUGGCUUCGGGAAUUCUUUGCUUUGGACCCGGUGCCAGCUCGUUGGGUAGGCCCGUCAGCGACCGCACCGACCCUCUCGUCAUUCAAGUUCGGCCCUCAGAUGACUACCUCCUGGCCACCUGUGAUCGGCACUAUGUGUACGUGGAUAAUCUGGGCAUCAUCUCAACCGACGAGCAAAAGGUAGAGUCGGCGCUCACCGAGGUCACUUCGCUCUUCGAAGGCCACGGCCUGCUGCUCCACGCGGGAGAGAUCAAGGCAGAGGAAGUGAGCACAUUGGGAUGUCGACUUGAUGGGGUGAGACAUUGCACAGGCCUCAAGAGAAGCAGAUUUCACAACGUCCGCCAGGCUCUCAAGGGCAUUCUUCACCGUGGUACCUGUACAGGACGUUUGUUGGAAAACUUAGUGGGACACCUGACCUACUCGUUUUUAGUGGCGAGGCCACUGCUGUCGAUCCUCCACUACACGUACAGAUAUAUCCAGAGGCACUACUACCAGAAGGCUAGGCUAUGGGAUUCAGUACGCUCAGAGUUGGAGGCAGCAGUGGGCGGGCUCAUUUUCUGCGAGGCAGACUGGCGCAGACAAUGGAACCCACUGGUUGGGGCCUCGGAUGCCAGCCUGACUGGCUACGGAGUUUGCACUUCCUUCUGGCCCUUGGAAGAGGUCCAGGCUGCUGGUCGGAUGCCCGAGCGUGAAAGAUUCAGAAGGCAGGGUGCUCAUUCGGCAAGGGAGUCGGCCUUGGAGGAAGCUCUGGGUCGGGAUGGCCGAGAUUUUGAACCCAGCCUCCCGCUCGACCCUCUCUCAGGUUGGGACAUCGAUGCCACGUUCCCUGAAAUCAAGGCCUCACUCCUCGCUAAGGACCGCUGGGAUGUGAAGUUGAUGGGGCGCUGGAGCUAUUCGGAAGGGAUCUUUGAGUUGGAAAGCCUGGCGUUACUUAAGUCGUUGGUUCGCGUUGCUCGCACUCGAUACGGACAUGACUCCAGACAACUUCUUCUUGUCGACAACAUGGCAGUGGCGUUGGCUUUCAGCAGGUGGAUACCGUCUGAGCUGAAUAGCGCCGACGGCCCGUCGCGCAAUGAGGCCAUCGAAAAGGACCCGAACACUGAGCCCUCCGGCUCCUUCCCGCAGCGCCCCAGCCAAGAGAACCAGGGUGCUGGAAGGGUGCCAGCCGCCCUGCCUACCUCAGACGCCGAGCUCCUGACUGCGCCCCUGCUCACACCGGCCCGCAAAGCGCGGCCGGCCAGUUCCUCCUCAAGCACGACCGACCCGGACGAGGACGUGAAGACAGCGGGCCGCCUCGACAAAAAGAGGGUGCUCCGUUCAAGGGUGAAGAACCGCCUCCGGAAGUACCUUACAGCUGCUUUCGAAAGCCGCCAGGCCGGGACUACUCUUCUGGAGUCCCACGCCGUCACCCCGGCGGUGCAGUCUUACUACCAAGUGGAGCUAAAGGACAUGCAGAACUAUGUCAAGGCAAACAACUUGGACUUCACAACGGACGAGAGCAUCGACCAGGCGAUCGUGUCUUGGAUGAACGCCUGUUUCUGGAAAGGUGCGCAGGCUCACAAGGGAGAGAAGCUCCUGGCGGCGUUGAUGCACUUCAAGCCGGAGUUUGGCCGUCUUGGCAGCCGCAAACUGCCGCGAGCUUGGCGUGCGCUCAAAGGCUGGCGGAGACUCACUCCUUCACGCAGCAGGCAGCCUUUUCCACUGCCGGUGUGGGCCUCCCUGGCCUGCGAACUGAGACGGCGUGGGUUCACCAGGAUGGCAGUGUUCUUGAUGGUGGCCCUAAGUUCCUACGCUCGACCCGCAGAACUCUUGCGUUGCACGACUUACUCUUUGGUGCCGCCAGUUGCCACAGCAAGCCCACAUUGGAGCCUCCUUCUCUCCCCCGAGCACUUGGGUCAACCAGGCAAAACAGGGGAGUACGAUACCAGUGUCAUCCUCGACUCCUCUUACCUCCAGCCCUGGUGCCUGGAAGUCUUCACGCUGCUAAGAAAGCAGUCGCCGAGCAUGCCGCUUUGGGAUUUCGACUACGGCGUCUUCACAAAAGAGUUCCAGGCGGCGGCAAACAGUCUCCAGCUUCGGGUGUCGCCUUACCAAAUGCGACACUCAGGACCCAGCAUAGACCGCGCAAAAGGGUGGCGUACGCAGCUGGGAGUGCAGAGGCGCGGAGGCUGGAAGAGUCUCAAGUCCGUGAUGCGGUACGAGAAGUCAGCUCGACUCAGCGCGGCCUUCCUCGAGCUGCCCCAGGCGGCCCCCGCCAUGACUCCGAAGCAUCGUGCGAAGUACUUCCUGGACCUGUUUUCGGGCAGGGGAGGGGUCAGUUCAGCAUGGCGCCGUCUGGGCUUUCGAUCCUUCGAGUUUGACCUUGAGCAUGGCCCCUCGAGUGAUCUCACAUCACCUUCAGUUUUGGCCAAGGUGCGGCAAGGCAUCCUAAAAGGCGAAGUGCUGGGAGCGAUGCUUGCUCCUCCCUGCUCAAGUUUUUCCGUGGCCAGAGACCGCACUGUUGUGGUUAGGACGGCUAAGUCACCCUGGGGGCUACCUACGCACUGCCUUUCUGAGAAAGAUCGUGUCGCAGUAGCCGUGGGCAACAGAUGCGUGCGGUCGGCCAUCCGGAUUUUAAGUGCACUGGAUCAACUUCGGCUUCCUUGGUGCCUCGAGAAUCCAGCCACGAGCAAAAUGUGGGACUUACCGCCGCUGAAGCAGCUCAUGUUGCAACCGCAUGUUCAAGUCGUCACAGUAGAUUUCUGCCAGUUCUCUACUCCUUGGCGUAAGUCCACUACGUUGCUUUUCGGAAACCUUGAUGCGCAGGACGUGGCCCGGCCUGUGCUCAAGGACAGGACUGCCUCACAAGCGGUUAACAGGAACUGCACCGGACGGCCGCCCUUGGACACUGCACGCCCAGCCCUACCCAACCCGUUUUUGCAAAGACUUGGCUUUCGCGCUGUCUUCGCCGUAUCUAACCACCGAUCCUACAACUUUGUGGCACACAUCCUCUUGAUUUGGGAUGAUUUGGGGGUACUCCACUUUGAGUUUGACCUGCUUCUGGCGAUGGCGGCAGCUUUCCUCAUGGCAUUC
Molecule: messenger RNA, 9219 nt
Organism: Symbiodinium sp. CCMP2456
Lineage: Eukaryota; Dinophyceae; Suessiales; Symbiodiniaceae
Source: the annotation of a GenBank genome assembly